AUGGCCCUUGACAUUGUCUUCUUUGCAAUUACCACAUUGAGGAUGCAAGUCACCUCUUCUAAUACUAUACUUCCCUCUUUGAAUUUCAAGGAAUGGAUGUUGGAAAGGGCUCUUAGUUUAACACCUGACAUUUUUGUGAAGUUGUUAAUGAUCAUCUGGGCCAUAUGGAAAAAUCGUAACAAUUCUCUAUGGAAUGACACUCAACAAUCUGCUCAAGAUAUUCUGUUAAGCAGCUUUACAUGGUUGGAUGAAUUCCAAAAAGCCAGAACCACCAAUCAGCUAUCUCAUGUUAAACAACAACGACAACGAUGGAAACCUGCUGAGAAUGGAGCCUUCAAGCUAAAUGUUGAUCCUGCAUUCCUAUCCGACCAAACCAAGGGUGGCAUUGGAGGAGUUUUACGCAAUUCUUCUGGACAAUUUGUUGCGGCCUUUGCCAUUCCUAUUGCUCACACAGCAUCCCCAAAACAAUGUGAGUUAUACGCUAUCUGUGCUGGCCUUGAUUUACUUGCCUCACUUCAUAUUCAGAAUGCUGUUGUUGAAUCCGAUUGCACUGAGGCAAUAGUGGAAGCCUUGUGCCCUGAUCAUUCCUUGCUAGCAAACGGUGGUCUUAUGGAUGACAUUAAGAGAGCUGCAAGAACUAUUUCUUCGGUCCAAAUCCAGUAUGCACCACGUUCUUGUAAUAUGGUUGCCCAUAGGCUUGCAGGCAAAUUGAGACAAUUCGAGAACAAGCGUUUCUGGAAAGUAGAAUGA
Rosa rugosa (rugosa rose) is the source of this 750-nucleotide messenger RNA. RefSeq lists its product as uncharacterized. The transcript has 3 exons. The record is from RefSeq and is a predicted model, not a curated record. Gene Ontology annotation, molecular function: RNA-DNA hybrid ribonuclease activity; nucleic acid binding. Lineage: Eukaryota; Viridiplantae; Streptophyta; Magnoliopsida; Rosales; Rosaceae. Bases 1 to 750 code for a protein of 249 amino acids.